AUGGGCGACAUGCCCGUUUUCUACGUCGGCCAGCAUGAGAGCAAAAGAAGCGCGCCUGUUUCUGAACAUGUGCUUCAGCAGGCCCAGGAUUGCAACUAUGAUAUGCUUACAACUCCUAUCACAACCUCGCACUUCCACUCACGAGUCUUGACGCUCCUUUCAUCCUACCAGGCCGAGAUCGAAGCAGGAACUCCUGAGUCAGACGUCCCUACGCCCUUGGUCGCCCCUCUCACGCCAGCCGACACUCCACUUUCUCCCAGUGAAACUAUCUCACAGCUGCUCGCAGUCACCAGCCCCUGGAUAGACCUGGCGUCUCCGGACCCAGUCAUUGCCAGUCUGUCUCUGCAAGUGUUCAACCAGGAGAUUGCAUACGCAGCGUUCUGCGGUGUGGGUAAUGUCAUCGUCCAAGGCCCGAGCUUGCACAGCAUCUGUUCGGGCCAAGGGUUGCCGCAGUACGCCCGUGCCAUUCAGGAGGCCUUGGAUAUGGGACCCUAUCUGAACUUGCAGAUCCUUUUGCCCAUGGCUGGCGAUCCAUCUUGGGAUGACAGCUCCGCCGUAAUGGGAGACCUAGGCCCUUUCGCUAGACCCGAGUAUCUGCAGGUAAGCGCUGAAGAGCAAAGGCAAGAGGAGAAGCCCAGUCAGCUCCAAUCUUGGGACGCCUGGAACGUCAUCAGAUCGAUUUGCAAAUACAGCUCUAGACUAUCAGUAGCCCUCUCUCUGCCUCGCCACCUCCCAGCCAUGUCACUUCAGUCCCGGUGGUGUUCCGAGCCAUUACGCCUCCUCGUGCUGCCAGGAUCAUCCUUCCUCGAAAACAAACUCGGAUACCCCGUUCUCUCCAAACCUAACCAAGCCUUCAUUGCCCGCUGUAUGCGGCUCAAGACGCCGCCCUGGCUCCUCCUCAGCGACGUCGGGCCGAUACCAGGACUCAACGACCCCGAUUCACUAAUCCCAGUCGCGGAUGGCUACCUCUCAGCCAGUGCCGCAGCAGACGCUGGAGACACUCAGUCACCAUCUCCAACGCCUGCGGAAGCUGCACGCCAGCCGCAACAGAAGCAGGCCCAAAAGACCAAGAAUGAUCCGACACCACAUCUGAGCUACAUUCGAUACUUGCAGCGCAACCAGCCUCCAAAAUCGCUGAUCGAGCGCUUUGGGUCUGGAUAUCAGGAUUACCUCCAAUCGCCGCUUCAGCCGCUGACGGAUAAUCUGGAGAGCAUCACGUAUGAAGUCUUCGAGAAGGACCCGAUUAAGUACGAAUGGUACGAGCGAGCUAUCGCACAAGCGUUGCGGGACUGGAAGGCCCAAAGCAAGACCACCUCGUCAUCGAGCGGCGCGGUCGUCGUGGCAGUCGUCGGCGCUGGUCGUGGCCCCCUCGUCACGCGGGCCCUACGCGCCAGCGAGACGACAGGCGUAGCGAUCGAGGCGUGGGCCGUCGAGAAGAACCCGAACGCGUACGUCUUGCUGCAACGGCACAACGAAGACACCUGGAAGCGGCAAGUCACUGUCGUCAAGUCUGACAUGCGCGCCUGGAAAGGGCCACAUGGGGAAGACGGCACGCAUGGCAAGGUUGAUAUCCUGGUGUCGGAACUGCUGGGUUCGUUCGCAGACAACGAGCUCAGUCCAGAAUGUCUGGACGGCGUACAACACGUCCUGAACCCUGAGCACGGUAUCUCGAUCCCAUCCUUGUACACCGCACACCUCACACCGAUCGCUGCACCGCGCCUGCACGCAGAUAUCCUCCACCGCCUACCGUCAGAUCCGCAGGCCUUCGACCUGCCUUACGUGGUCAUGCUGCACGCCAUCGACUUCCUCUCAACCAAGGCCACGCCGCCAGCACCCCCACAGGAUCCGUCUCAGCAAAGCAAAAAGUCGCGGAAAAGCAUGUCUUCUCCGCAGGACCAAGAACAGCCAGAGUCAGACAUCCAGCAAGCCUGGCAGUUCUCCCAUCCGCUACCCGCCAAGAUCCUCGCGCAAUCGCACCUCCGCCGCGGCGGCAGUGCAGCGGGAGGCGGCGGGGGAGCCACAGGCGGCGACGGCGCGAACGAGCACAACGCGCGCUUCUCGCGGACGCGGUUCCAGUGCCCGAGCCGCGGCGUGUGUCACGGGCUCGCGGGCUACUUCGAGACCGUGCUGUAUGCGGGCGGCGCAGACGGGGAAGUGGAACUGAGCACGAAUCCGGCGACGAUGGAGGCCAAGAGCAAGGACAUGAUUAGCUGGUUUCCGAUUUUCUUUCCGCUGAAGACUCCGAUAUACCUCCCCGACGGCGCGGACGUGGAGGUCAGCAUGUGGCGCCAGACGGACGAUAGGAAGGUGUGGUAUGAGUGGCUGGUUGAGGCGUUCGUGGAGCUGGGUGGACGGAGGGUCAGGCUGGGAAUUAGCGAGAUGCAUUCCAGUAAGAAGAAUGGGUGCCUCAUGUGA
Messenger RNA from Coniosporium apollinis CBS 100218, 2415 nucleotides. RefSeq lists its product as uncharacterized. NCBI's taxonomy places the organism in Eukaryota, Fungi, Ascomycota, Dothideomycetes. Gene Ontology annotation, biological process: peptidyl-arginine N-methylation; regulation of DNA-templated transcription. Gene Ontology annotation, cellular component: cytosol; nucleus. The record is from RefSeq and is a predicted model, not a curated record. The transcript has 4 exons. The coding region runs from base 1 to 2415 and encodes 804 amino acids.